CUGGCCUAUAUCUUCUCCUGACUGACCCUCCAGCUCUUUUUUAUUUUGUUUUGUUUGCUAUUAUUUUAUUUGACUUUACUUACGGUAGCAUCAUGAUUCUCAUGUCCCUCAAUGACAAUGUUAAUAAUUUUACUUCCUCCUCAAUCUCCUCCAUUUUGUGGUUACUCUAAAGCAAUAUCACUGGACUUUCCAUUUUUCAUUUUUUUAGAAAUUGUCCAGAGAAAUUUGAAGUGGGUGUGGCGAGUUUUCAUACUGAAACACUUUUUGGAUGAUGUUUGAACCGAAAAUCCAAAUAAUCGAAAACUAUUUUAUUGUCUCCACACUUCACACUAUUUUUAACAUGUUCUAUUAUUCUAAUAUUAAUAUACAACAAAGUGUUCCCAACUUUUAUAACUUCCUCCAUUUUGCUUUAAAAUAUUAUUUGUACAUCUCUAUCCAAUCCCAAUCUUUAUAGUGAGUGUGUUAUAGGUUGAUAGAUUAGCAAUAGUCGGUGUGCUAGAAAGGUUUAUUGUUUUGGUAGACUUUUGAGGAUACUGUCCCAGUGACAAGCCAAAAGUAAUAAUUUUACAAUUCUUAUGUAGUCUCCUAAGAUGUUAUGUUCUAUUCUGUUUCUUUCAUUUUAAGUUAUACCACUACGGAAGCAUUGUGUGCUAUUUUCAUAUAAUGAUGCUAAUAUACACUCAUUUUCAACUCUAUAACCGUUGCCCCUACUGGUGGUGCUACAUUUGAGCGAAAACUUGUUGUGGUUGCUAUGGCUACCUCAACUGUCCAAUCGCCGACUGCUUGUGAGUAGCCAACCCUGACGCAGGAGGCGGGAAUACGGGUAGAAAGAACCCUUCACGGUUUUCACUAGAAGCGAUACAGCUUCCUCCACUGGGCAUGCGCACUUCAAUACCGCAUACUUUCUGUCACGCUAAAAACAGUUGAUUAAUAUUUGUUUAUUAUUGUCAGGUUAGGUGUGGGGUUGGGGUAGGUGUAGGCGUUAGCUAAUGUAAUUUAUUGUAAUUAUAUGGCGAGAUUUUGCACCACUUACGGCCGGAUAUGUAUCCCUUCUAGCAAUAACCCCCAUGCACUGAUCCCAUAACAUAUUUCCUGUUUCAGAAAUGAAAGUAAAGCGCCGUAUGGUUAGAGUCAAAGUCUACAACAAUAAUUUAAGUGACAGUUCAACAUUAAAAGAAAAGGGAAACUGUUCUUUUUUAUGGAUAAGAAUGGGAAAGGGUUUUCGGCAAUCUGCAUUAUUGUUAUCGUAUGUAGUUUGUGGCGGUGUUUUGUACCAACUGUAUUGUUUUGAUUACCUUGACAACUUCCAGAAAGCCAUUGGUAGUAACAAGAGAUGGCGAGCCCGCCAUUACGAGCGAUAUGUAAUAAAGUGAAACUUAAUAUCGAUUCAUCCACCAGACGCCUACUUCAAGACGCGAAUGUUACAGCUGAACGUAAAGAUGAUUAUUUGGUUGCCAGCGGCACAUUCGAAGACGUAAAUAAAACGUUUCAGUAUUUAAAUGCACACGAUACAUAUAGUGUUCAUUCAAACGAUGAGAUGAAUACGAGAAGCUACGCCAUAGCAGGUCGCUCCUUACCACCAGCUCAAGCACUUGAGGUUGAUGAAACUGUCAUGCGUUACAUCAAAAAAAGAAAACCGGAGCAGUUUGAAAGAAUCAAAAGGAAUCACGUCGAACUUGAAGAACGCAAAAGACACGUGACCUUUUCGUCUUUGACUGGAGAGAACAUCCAUGCUCAACUUGCGCGAGAAGAGUUCAUAACAUUAUAUCAGAAAACUGCAACAGGGCUGCAAACCCGAGAAUACGAUUCACAUCCAAAAAUGAUGGACCGGCUCAGUGCAGAAUUUCCAGAUCUCCUGAUCGACACCAGUAGAGAUAAGCUGAUGCUGACCGGUAGCUUCAUUAGCCUUGAGAGAUUUGAGACGUUUUUAAGUGAUGAAGGCUCUUCACGGAACCAAGUCCUAAAUACAGCAAGACACUAUGGUACACAUGAUAUACAACCUGUGAUACAAAAGAAUACAACAGUCGAAGCCAAACAGGAGACAUGUCCAAUUUGUCUAGAUACAAUCAGGAAGGGUGACUGUGAAGUCUUGCCUAAAUGCAAGCACUGCUUUUGUAAAGGCUGUUUGAAGAGUGCUUUCCAGCUAAAACCUAUUUGUCCAGUUUGUGGAGAGAUGUACGGCAGUCUUACGGGGACACAGCCGAAAGGAGGAACCAUGAAUGUCUCAAGGGAUAACUCAUCCUUACCUGGAUAUGAGAGAUAUGGAACAAUCAUAAUUAACUACCACAUACCAAACGGAAUUCAGCAGGAUGAACACCCCAACCCAGGCCGGUCUUACCAGGGAGCAGCUCGCACCGCUUACCUCCCUGAUUCAUCAGAGGGCAGGAAAGUACUGAAGCUUCUGGAAAGGGCAUUUGACCAGCGACUCACUUUCACUAUUGGUCAUUCCUCUACCACUGGAAGGAAUAAUGUGGUGACCUGGAAUGACAUUCACCAUAAAACAUCUCGUACUGGGGGACCAACAAAUUACGGUUACCCGGAUCCGGAGUACCUGAAACGAGUCCAAGAUGAACUGAAAGCAAAGGGAAUUUAUUGAAUUUGUUACUAUUUAACCUAGUAACUUAUACGGACACUAAACUUAUUACAGAAGCAGAAUGUAUUUCUCAUGCAACCAGAAGCUGUUUAAAUAAACAAGGAUAAAAUCUAAGUUAGUGUUAAAAUGUUAAGUUAGACUUUUUGAUCACAGCACAACAUAUAAUGUUCUCUCUAUUUACACAUUUGGUUAUCACAGUUUAAGAUGUAUAAUGAAAACGCACUAGUGUAGACAGUGUCAGUGUGGGUAACAAGAAACACAUGAUAACAUUUUAAUUUCAUGAGGCAAUAUGUAAAUAAUUGGGAGAAACAUGGCUUAAAAAAGGUAAAACAUUUUUCAUUGGGGGAAAUUAUAUUCAAUAUAUAAAAUAUGAUGGGGCCACAUAUGAAUAGAAAUAGCUAGUUUAGUUUUACUUUGAACACUACUGCUGUAUUUACUUGUGAUACUAAUAAAGUAUUUUGGUGUUUUGUUUAU
Messenger RNA from Triplophysa rosa, 3067 nucleotides. RefSeq lists its product as uncharacterized. The transcript has 4 exons. The record is from RefSeq and is a predicted model, not a curated record. Gene Ontology annotation, biological process: Notch signaling pathway; protein ubiquitination. Lineage: Eukaryota; Metazoa; Chordata; Actinopteri; Cypriniformes; Nemacheilidae. The coding region runs from base 1334 to 2596 and encodes 420 amino acids.